CACAACUGAGUUCCUCUUGUGUUUCUUUCCUUCUGUUUCAUCAUGUCUGACAGUGAGAAGGUGAUCUAUACGGUCUUGGAGGUUUUUAUUGCUAUAGCAUGUUGUCUUGGCAAUCUGUUAGUGAUUUGGGCCGUUUGGUCGAGUCGGGCUCUUCGUAAGACCACGUUCUGCUUUGUUGUAUCACUGGCGGUGGCUGAUUUUCUGGUGGGCGCUGUGGUCGUACCACUUGCUGUGUUAAUUGAUGGACAAGUACAGACGAGAUUUUACACUUGUCUGUUCAUCAGCUGCGUGAUAAUUACUUUGACCCAAGCCUCUGUUCAUUCCCUGCUCGCUAUUGCUGUGGAUCGAUUCCUGCGUGUCUAUAAUCCUCUCAGGUACAGAGGAGCGAUCAAAAAACAAAACCUUUGGGCAGCGGUCACCGUCUGUUGGGUUUCUGCCUCUUUUCUGGGUUUUGUUCCCCUGUUUGGAUGGCACAACGAAGACCCUACAACAAACGGCACCUCGACCCUCACUUGCGAAUUUCUUGCAGUCAUUCCCAUGUCGUACAUGGUCAACUUCGCUUUUUUCGUUUGCAUCCUCCCACCAACUGUGGUCAUGUUCGUCCUCUAUUUGUAUAUCUUCUGUACGAUAUCUAAACAACUGAGAAGAGGAAUUGGUCAAGCUGCGGAGUCCAGGUCCUUUUUGCAGAAAGAACGUGAAUUGGCCAGCUCGUUGGCUUUGGUGUUGGCUCUUUUUGCUAUUUGCUGGUUCCCGAUUCACAUAAUAAACUCGUUGAGUUACUUUUACCCACUUCUAAACAUGCCGCCUCUUGUCGUUCACAUAGGUAUUCUACUUUCUCAUGGCAACUCUGCAGUUAACCCAAUAGUGUACGCUUUCAAGUUCCCAAAGAUUAAGACUGCAUAUAAAAACAUCUUGAUGAGCCUCAUAAGCAAAAAGCAAAACACCGAUCAAAGCAGCCAGAACUUGGAUAAAACUGCUACCAGCUCCAACACUAAUAUCAGGUAUAAAGUGAAAAACACCCAAGAUGGUUUGACCGUUAGUAAAGAUCUCUAGUAAUAUGCAUCAUUAACAUGAUAUACUGUAAAUGUACAUUGAUAUACAUGAUAUACAUUAUAUUACUGAUACUGAGAUAUUUCAAGCAAUACCGUAGUUUCCUGAGUAUGUCUGCAAAUAGAAGACUGAUAUCAACUGCUAUUAUUUCUGUAUUGAAGAGACAACUUGAACUUUAUCAAAAGCAUCAUCUUAAAAUUAUCACAGCAUCUCGCUGCACAUCCGUCAAACCACACAUGCUGAAUACAGCAUUCAAGAAUUGUGUAAAUACCACCCUGCUGAAACUGCAAUGUAGACAAUUUUACAUAAACAAGGUCAAUUUUGGUAUACCGUAAUAUACUAGCAGCCAGACUAAUGAUUAGCUAAUCUAGGGGCACAAGGUCUUGGUUAUAUUAGGACAUUUAAAUGGUUCUUAGAAACAAACCUUACAAGAAACAAUACUGGUGUGCAUCUUGAGACAAAACAAUGGUGCUGAUAUUUGUUAAGAUACGUCAGUGGAAAAUGUUUUUAAAUUAUGACAGCACUAACAUGCAUUUUAAUCUGAGACCAGGAUAUGACAUGUCUGGGAAACCACCCCUAAAGUUUGGAAUU
Messenger RNA from Misgurnus anguillicaudatus (oriental weatherfish), 1641 nucleotides. RefSeq names its product adenosine receptor A1-like. Gene Ontology annotation, cellular component: synapse; plasma membrane; dendrite. Gene Ontology annotation, biological process: G protein-coupled adenosine receptor signaling pathway. Lineage: Eukaryota; Metazoa; Chordata; Actinopteri; Cypriniformes; Cobitidae. The record is from RefSeq and is a predicted model, not a curated record. Gene Ontology annotation, molecular function: G protein-coupled adenosine receptor activity.